Bufo bufo (common toad) is the source of this 3415-nucleotide messenger RNA. RefSeq names its product LIM domain kinase 2 (gene LIMK2). Gene Ontology annotation, molecular function: ATP binding; protein serine/threonine kinase activity; protein binding. The record is from RefSeq and is a predicted model, not a curated record. Gene Ontology annotation, biological process: protein phosphorylation; actin cytoskeleton organization. Lineage: Eukaryota; Metazoa; Chordata; Amphibia; Anura; Bufonidae. Bases 311 to 2026 code for a protein of 571 amino acids. Gene Ontology annotation, cellular component: cytoplasm; nucleus. The transcript is spliced from 18 exons.
GACGAACAGGAGGUGCCUGGGGAAACAGGUAGGGAUUGAGCCUUACCGGCACCCGUCCAGUGAUGUCAUUGUCGGUGUGUGUGUGAGGCGGGAGCGGCCGGAGGAGGGGACGGUGAGUGCUCGUUGAUGCCUGGUCUUCAUCUUGUCCUGAGCAGUGACAUCUGGUACAGAUAUCCGUCCUGACAGAUCCUGCAGGUUCACCUUGUUCUCGGAUUAUAUAGCUUGGAUCCGUCCCUGAAGAAUAGAGGAGCCCUCGACCUCAGCUGGAGCAACAUUUGGCUAGAACGGUGCAAUCCCCCAGGAUGCCCAAAUGGAGGAAAGUGCAUCACGGAAAUCUGACUCAACUGGACUCUCCCCUGUGGAGCCCUGGACGUUACAGCCCGAACAGUGUGUGAGCUGCAAACUGCGUCUGACAGGACCAGCCAUGGUGGUCUCCCAGUACAAGUUUCACCCUGAAUGCUUCUCAUGCUCUGGAUGCCACCAUGUGAUUGAGGAUGGGGAGUCAUUCAGCUUGGUGGAGAGCACAACUCUAUUUUGCGGGCCUUGCCACAAGCUGCUGCUUCUACGACCACAGUUUGAGGGGCUUUGCAAUGAAUCGGCUAAAGAACAGCAUCCUCACACACUAACCCUCUUACGGCUACCUCCUCAUGCAGGAGGCAGUAGAGGCUUCUCUGUAUCAGUGGAGGAGAUGAAGGUCACACAGGUGACACUUGAAGCUCGUAACCUGCUGUACCUAGGAGAUCGCGUCUUGGAAAUUAAUGGCUCUCCUGUCAGUACAAUGCCACAGAAAGAGGCUGAUAAUUUGCUUAACUGCACAGACCGGACCCUGCAGCUUCUGGUAGAGCACAACCCUCCACCAAUCUCCCCAGUGAUUAGAGUUCUUCCAAAAUCUCCCUCAUUGCACCAACGUGAGGGAAAAAGCAUCUCAGAAAGUAAUGCCAAGCGUGGCUCCAUCCGGCGCAGUAGCAGUAACACUCGCUCCCCUGGACCCUGUUCUCCCAAAGACACUCGCUGUGUUUCUCGGUCAGAGUCACUUCGCUGUGCUGUAGGUGGACCUCAGCAGAUCUUUCGACCAUGUGAACUUCUUCACGGUGAAGAACUAGGAAAAGGUUUCUUUGGUCGAGCCAUAAUGGUCACACACAGAGCCACUGGGAAAGUGAUGGUUAUGAAAGAGUUAAUACAGUUCGAUGAAGAGACACAAAAAACAUUCCUUACAGAGGUAAAGGUUAUGCGGUCCCUGGAUCAUCCCAAUGUGCUGCGAUUUAUUGGGGUUCUCUAUAAGGAUCGAAGGCUGAAUCUGCUGACUGAAUAUAUAGAAUGUGGGACCCUAAAGGAUUUCCUAAGAGGGGACACAUGUCCUUGGCAGCAGAAGGUCUCAUUUGCUAAGGACAUUGCAUGUGGCAUGGCUUAUCUUCACUCCAUGAGCAUCAUCCAUAGAGACCUUAACUCACACAACUGUCUCAUCAAACUGGAUGGCACUGUGGUGGUUGCAGACUUUGGGCUGUCCAGGCUUAUUGUGGAAGAGAAACCCAGACCCCCACCAGAAAAGCCACCCACAAAAAAACGGACACUACAGAAGACUAACCGCCGGAAACGUUAUACUGUGGUGGGCAACCCAUAUUGGAUGGCACCAGAAAUGUUAAAUGGCAAACAGUAUGACGAGAAGGUGGACGUGUUUUCGUUUGGAAUUGUCCUGUGUGAGAUUAUUGGACAAGUUUAUGCUGAUCCAGAUUGCCUACCACGCACCAUUGACUAUGGCCUGAAUGUCCGCCUAUUCUGGGAGAAAUUUGUUUCAGACGACUGUCCCUCAGGAUUUUACCCCAUUGCAACGUCCUGCUGUCAACUUGAGUCUGACCUAAGGCCAGACUUUCCAUAUCUACAUGAUACGCUUACAGCUAUAUCUCUGUUCUUGGGGGAGCUGGCAAUCCCUUUACCCUCUGAACUAGAGUUUAUGGAGCACAACUUGAGGUUGCAGUAUGGUCUGACACGAGAACAGCCUUCUCCAGUGGAUAGCAUAAGCCACUGAUCUCAGAUGAUCACUUUGUGAAAACUUUCUUACAUUCUCUAACUUUUCUUUUGGUGGUUGUUACUGUAUAUGCCGAUAACUAAAUCUUUAGACAGGUCAUAAGCACAUUUCUAAAAUCCUUGAACUUAGAUGUUUGUGGCCUAUCCAUAUAUGACUGAUAGAUGCACCUCCCAGAGGGUCCGCAUCUAUCACUAAAACAGGGAUCCACUUUAGGACCCUCGCCUAUUGUGGUCAGGUCACUGCACUCUGCAUACAGUAAGAAGCUCUUCCCGUGACUUUCAUUGACUUUAAUGUUAGAGCAUUUAGCUGUAUUUAGAGUGCGGAGGCUGGGAAUUGGUGAUCAGGGGACAUGAGCUACCUCUGGGACCUGUACCGAUCAGGCAUGUGUGGCAUAACCAAUGCCAUGAGUUCUUAAUGGUCCAUGCACAAAGCACUGCUACCUGCAUGGACGUUGUGGCUACACACAAAUUUCAGAAUCUGUGCCACAGUAUGGUGCCUCUGUGAGGCACUGUAUUCUCCCCGAUGUCUUCUCUGGGAUAUGGCAUGCGAUGGAGGAUAACACUUUGUUUCUCACAGAUUAAUAGGGAAUAAGUGAAGACAAUAUACGGAGUGCCUAUAUGAUUAUAUGGGUACUAUGUAAUGGCCUAAUACCACAUGACUAUGUGAAAAGGCCAUAUACACCAUGCCUUCAAACUAAGCAUAUCUCAGGGGGUUUUCAAAGACGCUAGCACUUACAUACAUAUAACCACAACACGCGUUAGGAUAGGUAGAUCACCUAAUGGCUAUUACUGCUCCUAACAUUCAGAGAGUCAUCUCGCCUGACAUUAGGAAAUACUUGCAUUUCCCAUGCAAUUAUAAUUCUGGAGCAUCCUUUCUUAUAACUGUGCAUUGUGGUGUCCCUCUGUUAUUCCUGCUAGAAAUUUAUGAAUACAGUGACAAUGGUUGAGGAGGGGGAUAGUUACAAAAGGGUGUGUCCCUAUACGAUACGAUGCAGAGACACAACCCCCAACUGAUAAUACUGAGUUGUCAAUGUGAUACAUACAUUUCUAGAAGGAAUGACAGAGGAAUGGAACAAUGCAGAGCUCUAAGAUACUCUAGAAUUGUUCUGUUAUGGGGAAUACACGUAUUUACUAAAUGGACAUGUCAGGGGAGGUGAUAGCUCCUCUCUAAGGGCACAUACAUACAUAAAAACUUGAAUAGGUCUUCCCCUUCCUGCAUCAGAUUUAUAGUAGCUGGAAGAUUGUUAUAUAUUUAUUAAACUGGAUGUCAAAGGGGUUGUAAAGCUUUUAUUAAGUGAUGGCCUGUCCUCUGGAUUGGCCAUCAUAUGCUUAUCAGCAAGGGUCCGACACCCUGCACUUGUGCCAAUCAGCUGUUUGGGUGCCAGAACUA